Molecule: messenger RNA, 764 nt
Organism: Guillardia theta CCMP2712
Lineage: Eukaryota; Cryptophyceae; Pyrenomonadales; Geminigeraceae
Exons: 5
Source: RefSeq, a predicted model, not a curated record
AGGUCGCAAACCCUAAAUCAGAUUGCUAAUGACAAGCUUGUGCGCCGUGGACUAGAAUUCUGACGGAAAAGAACCCCUACAACAACCAUCAUGUUGUCUUGCGCAUCAGUCUGGCCGUUCCUCUUCCUUCUCGGGAGCUUGUCAUCAGCUACCGCAUUUCAUCCCAGUGGUUUUGGGGGCUGGACUGAUGGGUUGCUGCGACCGCGAAGCAUCGCGGGGUCUGUCACAUCGCUGGGGUCACGAUGCUCGAUCAAGCUCAGUGCCUACCAUGGCAGAAAGGACGCUGCCAGCCGUGGGUUGGUGGGGAUAGCAGACAACACUCGAGAAGGAGGGGAUGAAACCAGGCGGCAGUUGUCAGCACAGGAGAAGAAAAUGCUCAAAGUCCUCAGUGAGCGGAUGAAAGCUCGGGACAAAAAGACGCCAGAGAAGCCGUCUGACGGCCGAGCUUCAGUCGAGUCGCAAGAGGUUGCCAUGGAGAAGCAGCGGCUGCAGGAGAAGCUGAACUUGAGAGACAAGAGCCUCUCGGUCAACUCGGUAGAAUCUCAGUUCUCCGGUUUCUCGGAUGAUAGCGUCGGACUGUCAGUCUCAGAGCUCUCGGAGACCAACGCCCAUUCCUCUCCUUCGCUAAAGAGAAUUCUUACCAACGAGAGCGCGAGCAAAGGGUUUUCCCCCAAGGCCAAGAAGGACAAGGUCAAGGAAAGGCAUGACGUGAAGCAGACACGAAGCGCUGAGCCAUCAUAUGUGAAGGGGGUUGGUGGGCUUCC